AUGGCUUUGGCUGCAGGUCAGACGUACCGUGGUGUCACCAAUGUUGUGUUUGAGGAUGUCAACCCAGCUUUUGGGAGUCUUGCCGGGCCCAUAAGUUGGACGCCUCCGUCCGACAUGACGGAUGUUGAUGGCUACCGCUUCCUGAUAACGACUAAUGCUGACGGCGGGAUUGUCGAUGGUGGGACUCCAGAUCUUUCGAGGCUACGAGAACUGGAGCAUCCAGGCCUGGGAGGACUUCUUGAUCGUACUUACACCAACUUCACGCUUGCAGACACCCUCCGACAGGCACUUAUUUAUGUCCCUGACAUAACACCACCACGCUACUUGCAAGUUUACACCAUCAUCGAUGGACAGUGGCAAUAUGCUUCGGAGCUUGCCCCUUCUGCCAUCAUCCCGAUCUAUGACCGCGGCGGGAACUUUUCCACCCUCCCAUUGGAGGCACAGCACGGGGUGUUUGCAGAUGCAGAUCCUCGCUGCGGCUACGUUGAUGGAGGCCUUUCGUUUGUGGUCCCCUCCGAUGCUGACUUUACUUACAUCAGCUCCUGGAGAAUCUUUUUUGCAGAGGAUUCCAUGGGCACCAAUCCGACAUCCACCUUAGAACUGCCGUUUGCACUAAGCAACUUCAUUAAUCUCUCUGACUACGAGAUCGGAUCUCGGUCCGUGUUAAUUAUUGCGGGUGCCACGGACACUGGAGACAUCACGCUGCCCAUAGCGGACAUCGACGCAUGCAGUAACACAACUUCCAGAGUCGGACAGACCGUGUCAAACGCGUCGAUACCUGUUGGGUGGCUCUUGGCCGAUUCCGGAUCUGGGCCGCCUGAGCGGUCCAGCCACGCGUCUGCCAUGGAGGGCGGCCGAUUCUGGGUUUUCGGAGGAGCUGAUUACGAGGGCAGGGACAAGAGUGACCUCUGGCACUACGCGGUCGAGGCCGGAUGGACGCUGGUGGAUCAGGGCUCCGGGCCGUCUGCGCGUUCGUUGCACUCCGCUGCGGCGGCCGAUGGGCGCCUCUGGAUUUUCGGAGGUCUUCAGUUCUCGACAAGCCUUGUCCUGGGCGACCUUUGGUACUUUGAGGGCGAGGCCUGGGUGCAAGUGGAUGCGGGAUCGGCGGGGUCGCCCUCCCCGCGCUUCAACCAUUACUCAGCCAUGGCCCUUCCAAACCGCCUGUGGCUCUUCGGAGGAGGAAGAGAUGGUACUUGGGAACGCCUCAGCGACCUCUGGUACUUCACUCCGGAUGUGGGGUGGACGAGCCUCCCAUCUGGUUCGGGGACCUGGCCGUCGGCGCGCCAAGCCGGUGCUGCGGAAGCAGACUCUUCCGGGCGGUUUUGGGUCUUUGGAGGAGUGAAUGCCAGCCUUCAUCACAUGAAUGACCUGUGGCACUUCAUGGUCGAGGCGGGCUGGACUCUGGCGGAUGCUGGCUCCGGCUUGGCACCCUCCCCGCGAGAAGGCUGCAGUUCCGCCAUGGACGCAGCAGGACGCUUCUGGCUCUUCGGAGGCUAUGAUGAUGCCACGUUUUUCGACGAUCUCUGGUACUUUGCGGAGGCCGUCUGGGUGCGGGCUGACAGCAGUGCUUGGCCUGCUUGGGCCUGGCCUGCUCCACGGACUUUGCAUUCCUCGGCCAUGGACGCCUCCGGCCGCUUUUGGCUUUUUGGAGGCUACAACGGGACCACCUUCGGCACCUGCUGCACGAUGAACGACUUGUGGUGCUUCAGUGCCGAGAUUCAGAGCUCCACGACAAUAACUACCAGUCUGUCGAGCACGACUUGCGUGGACGCUGCUGCAUGGUUCCAGGUCGAAUCCGGAUCGGGUCCUUCUGAGCGCUACAGCCAUGCGUCUGCCAUGGAGGGCGGCCGGUUCUGGGUUUUCGGAGGAACUGACCAUUCGGGCAGGGACAAGAGUGACCUCUGGCAUUACACGGUUGAGGAUGCCUGGACGCUGGUGGAUCAGGGCUCCGGACCCUCAGCGCGCUGGUUGCACUCCGCUGCCGCGGCCGAUGGGCGCCUCUGGAUCUUCGGAGGUUAUCAGCAGGGAACCUUCUCCGUCUUUGGGGACUUGUGGUAUUUCCAAGACCAGGCCUGGACAGAGGUGGCGGAGGCGGGGUCGCCGUCCCCACGGUUUGGCCACGUCUCGGCCAUGGCGCUGAACCGCUUCUGGAUCUUCGGAGGGAACGACUUCCGUGUCGAUGGCCUCAAUGACCUCUGGUACUUCACUCCAGAUGUGGGCUGGACGAGCCUCCCAUCUGGUUCGGGGACCUGGCCGUCGGCGCGCCAAGCCGGUGCCGCAGAAGCGGACUCUUCCGGGCGGUUCUGGAUUUUUGGAGGUGAGAAUGCGCCGUUCAACGCGCCCUUCAUGAGCAAUGAUCUGUGGCACUUCACGGUCGAGGCAGGCUGGACUCUGGCGGAUGCUGGCUCCGGCUCGGCACCCUCCGUGCGAGCCGGCUGCAGUUCCGCCAUGGACGCAGUAGGUCGCCUCUGGCUCUUCGGAGGUCAUAAUUAUGCCGCGAUGCUCGACGAUCUCUGGUACUUUGCAGAGGCCUGGAUGCAGGCUGACAGCCCUGGCCUCUGGCCUCCUCCGCGAUUCGUGCAUUCUUCGGCCACGGACACCUCCGGCCGCUUUUGGCUCUUCGGAGGCUACAACGGGACCUUCGGCUCCUGCUGCACAAUGAACGACUUGUGGUACUUCGGUCCCGAGAUCCAGAGCUCGACCACCACUACCACCAGUCAGACCACCGCGACCUCCAGCUCCACCGCUUCCAUGUCUACAACCACCACAGCUACGCCCACAACUUCGUCAAGCACGACUUGGGUGGACGCUGCUGCAUGGUUCCAGGUCGAAUCCGGAUCGGGUCCUUCUGAGCGCUACAGCCAUGCGUCUGCCAUGGAGGGCGGCCGGUUCUGGGUUUUCGGAGGAACUGACCAUUCGGGCAGGGACAAGAGUGACCUCUGGCAUUACACGGUUGAGGAUGCCUGGACGCUGGUGGAUCAGGGCUCCGGACCCUCAGCGCGCUGGUUGCACUCCGCUGCCGCGGCCGAUGGGCGCCUCUGGAUCUUCGGAGGUUAUCAGCAGGGAACCUUCUCCGUCUUUGGGGACUUGUGGUAUAUCCAAGACCAGGCCUGGACAGAGGUGGCGGAGGCGGGGUCGCCGUCCCCACGGUUUGGCCACGUCUCGGCCAUGGCGCUGAACCGCUUCUGGAUCUUCGGAGGGAACGACUUCCGUGUCGAUGGCCUCAAUGACCUCUGGUACUUCACUCCAGAUGUGGGCUGGACGAGCCUCCCAUCUGGUUCGGGGACCUGGCCGUCGGCGCGCCAAGCCGGUGCCGCAGAAGCGGACUCUUCCGGGCGGUUCUGGAUUUUUGGAGGUGAGAAUGCGCCGUUCAACGCGCCCUUCAUGAGCAAUGAUCUGUGGCACUUCACGGUCGAGGCAGGCUGGACUCUGGCGGAUGCUGGCUCCGGCUCGGCACCCUCCGUGCGAGCCGGCUGCAGUUCCGCCAUGGACGCAGUAGGUCGCCUCUGGCUCUUCGGAGGUCAUAAUUAUGCCGCGAUGCUCGACGAUCUCUGGUACUUUGCAGAGGCCUGGAUGCAGGCUGACAGCCCUGGCCUCUGGCCUCCUCCGCGAUUCGUGCAUUCUUCGGUCAUGGACUCCUCCGGCCGCUUUUGGCUCUUCGGAGGCUACAACGGGACCUUCGGCUCCUGCUGCACAAUGAACGACUUGUGGUACUUCGGUCCCGAGAUCCAGAGCUCGACCACCACUACCACCAGUCAGACCACCACGACCUCCAGCUCCACCGCUUCCUUGUCAACUACUACAAAGACCGCUGUUGUUGCGUGGUUCCAGGCCGAUGGAUCGGGAUCCGGCCCAAACGGGCGGAGCAGCCAAGCGGCUGCUUCGGAGGGCGGCCGGUUCUGGGUUUUCGGAGGACUGGAUCAGUCGGGGGGGAACAAGAGAGACCUCUGGCACUACACGCCUGAGGCAGCCUGGACGCUGGUGGAUGAGGGCUCCGGGCCCGCCGCGCGGCAUCUGCACUCUGCCGCUGCAGACGAAGGCCGACUGUGGAUCUUCGGAGGGCGUGGGUCCUCCGACUUCGGGGACCUUUGGUACUUCGAGGCAGACAGAAUCAACCCCGAAAGACAGGCAUGGUCCCAGGUGGCGGCCCUUGGAGGGUCCGAGCCCUCGCCGCGUCGCGCCCACUUCUCGGCCAUGGCCCUGAACCGCUUCUGGGUCUUCGCAGGUCGAGUGGAGGAGCCUCGGCUCCAAGAGCUCUUCUCUGGGGCCUUGGCCCUCGGAUUUCGGGGCGAGGAGUUUCACAAUGACCUCUGGCACUUCACUGUCGAGGCAAAUUGGACCCUGGUAGAUGAUGGCGGCUCCGGACCGUCCGGACGAGCCGGGUGCAGUGCCGCCAUGGAUGCUGCAGGGCGUUUCUGGCUUUUCGGAGGCUUCGCUAUCAAUGGCGAACCGCUCGACGAUCUGUGGUACUUUGCGGAGGCCUGGAUACAGGCUGACAGCCCAGGCCUUUGGCCUCCUGCACGAUUCGCCCAUUCCUCGGCCAUGGAUGCUUCCGGCCGCUUUUGGCUCUUCGGAGGCCGUGCGGACGGGACUGCGGGCAGCACGGUCCGAACGAACGACCUGUGGUACUUCGAAAUCAUCAAUCAGUCCAUGCCGGAAGUGAAAGCAGAAGCGUGGCUGAAAAGAUUUGACGACCGGCGCCUGACAAAGGCACACAACUUCACGCAGCACGUCUUCCACAAGCACGCACACAACUUCAAGCAGUACUUCUUCCACAAGCACGCAUCCGGCCCGGAUUCAUUGCAGUCCACGGAAAACGUUGCUAUGGCAAACAUUUUCAAGAUUGCAUGUGCUCAGGCACACCACUUCAAGCGCUUCUUCCACAACUUCAAGCACUUCUUCCACAAGCACGCAUCCGGCCCGGAUUCAGUGCAGUCCACCACGGCAGCAAAGAGAACCGUGGCUAUUGAAAACAUUUUGAAGAUUGCAUGGGCUCAGGCGUGCGUCUUCAAGCAGCACUUCUUCCACAAGCAGGCAUCCGGCCCGGAUUCAGCACAGCCCGCGGCAGCAAAGAGAACCGUUGCAUGGGCUCAGGCACACAACUUCAAGCAGUACUUCUUCCACAAGCACGUUGUAUGGUCUCAGGCACACAACAACUUCAAGCAGCACUUCUUCCACAAGCACGCAUCGGGCCCGGAUUCAGUGCAGUCCACGGAAAACGUUGCUAUGGCAAACAUUUUGAAGAUUGCAUGUGCUCAGGCACACCACUUCAAGCACUUCUUCCACGAGCAGGCGCACAACUUCAAGCACUUCUUCCACAAGCACGCAUCCGGCCCGGAUUCAGUGCAGUCCACCGCGGCAGCAAAGAGAACCGUGGCUAUUGAAAACAUUUUGAAGAUUGCAUGGGCUCAGGCGUGCGUCUUCAAGCAGCACUUCUUCCACAAGCAGGCACACAACUUCAAGCAGUACUUCUUCCACAAGCACGCAUCCGGCCCGGAUUCAUUGCAGUCCACGGAAAACGAGUACAACUUCAAGCACUUCUUCCACAAGCACGCACACAACAACUUCAAGCAGCACUUCUUCCACAAGCACGCAUCGGGCCCGGAUUCAGUUCAGUCCACGGAAAACGGCUCUUUGGCGGGAGACGGUGAAGAGGUGCAAUCAGCGAGCUUGACUGUUCUCUUGUCUCUUGGCUUCUGCUGCUCGCUUGGGGCCUGCUGUUGCGCAUGGGUCUAUAGGGUCCGGGUCCGGCGGCGCCUGAAGGCUUCCAAGGUCCAAGCAGACGAGGAGGACUUCUGCCAAGUUCUGCCAUCCGACAGCGCAGGCGAGUCUGCAGCCUCGGACCAUCACAGGUUCAUACAAGAGUUGGCGCAAGUUGCCGCGGACAAUGCUUCUGAUCCAGACAUGGAGUCGCUCAUCGCCCAAGUCUUCAAGGGCUGGGAGGAAAGGCAAUGUGCCAAGCGAGGCAUCGAGCAAUCAUCUGAGAUGGCAGCGCAGCUGCAUGAUACGCUGGCCUCCUUCCAGACACUGGUCUUGCGUGAGCUGGAUGCUGUGAACAACGCCGACAUGGCAGACUCAACCGAGGGCGCUGAGAGGCUUUACGCUGCUUUUCUGCAAGCCUGGGAGGAAGUUACGCAUGGAGCAGACGCUGACCGCACGAUGCACAAGAACGAGCAGGUGGAGGUCAUGCCCGGUCCGCCCGAUAGCGAGGCAAGUGACGAGCUACAGGCAGUCGAGGUCAUCAAGAGUCCGCUGGACAUGGAAGUCGAAGAUUGCAAAGCAAUCCCAGCUAGUGGGCAAGAUGACGUGAAAGUGGAUCGGGCGCCGUCUGACUCAAUCGAGUCAGCUCAACUCAUUCCAGUACCCAACGAGGGCGUGCUGGCGGAUGCAGCAGCAGCGAGUCCUUCUGGCGUAAAGAAUGAGGAUGGGCAUCAGCUAGCACGCGAGUUGGCGCAAGUUGCCGCGGACAAUGCUUCUGAUCCAGAAAUGGAGUCGCUCAUUGCCCAAGUCUUCAAGGGCUGGGAGGAAAGGCAAUGUGCCAAGCGAGGCAUCGAGCAAUCAUCUGAGAUGGCAGCGCAGCUGCAUGAUACGCUGGCCUCCUUCCAGACACUGGUCUUGCGUGAGCUGGAUGCUGUGAACAACGCCGACAUGGCAGACUCAACUGCAGGAGCCGAACCUCUUUACACUGCUCUGCUUCAAGCCUGGAAGGAAGUAGCGCAUGGCGCAGACGUUGAUGGGACCAUGCACAGUCUCAGAAGCGAGCAGGGGGCGCAGGCAGCGCAGGUGGAGACCUCCAGAGGAGUUGGAGACGAGAUGAGGAGGUCCUCGCGAGUACAAGACAAGAGCUGCGAACCAGCGCCGCAUGAGAACGCGGUGACUCAGGAGUCCUGCGAGGACGCAGGCUCUGGGCGCCUUUCGCAAGGCUUCGAACGGCUUCUGGAAGCGUGCCUGAAAAAGACUUCUCCAGAUGUGCGGAUGGACAUCGUGAAGGCCUGGGAUUGGAAGGAACUGGCAGGCGAUGCCCACGCUGAGGACAUGGCCACGUUUGUUCAGGCCCUCUUCGACUGUGCGGAUGUCCAGGGUGGCCUGGAGAACAGCGACGUGGACCUUCUGCGGGCUCAGGUCAUGGAGCACUGGCAGCUCCUCACCGCGCAGCUCCUCACCCAGGAAACCACCACCACCCGAGAGCAGAACUUGGCGAAGUCCAAAGCCGAGGCAGAAGGCGGAAAGCGAGUCGGAGAAGAUCCCGAAAUGCAGCCGGUCCCUGGCAGCAGAGAGGCUGAGGCUGCGUUUGCUGCGUUUCGCGUGCAGCUCCGCCUCUGCCUCUUUGAUUCCCAGGAGCCAGUGGGCGAUGUCGGUGCGAGUGAUGGCAAGGUUCCUCCCGAUCCUAUCUGGAAGCCAUCGCCACAGCCACAACUUGCACGUUCGGAAGAGCAGGUUCAGCUCGGGCCGGAGGUCUUCAGAACGAGCUCGAAGCUGCUCACAGAACUCUCCGACCUCUUCGAGAACGCCUGGGCGCGGCCAGGUGCCGACUUCCAACCAGAAGUGUUGAGCAUUUGCGAGACCUGGAAGCGAAAGCUGCUGAAGCUCCAUGCUGGAGCGCCUGGUUUGGAGACAUGGAUUGAUGCAGUUCUGCAUUCUGUCAACACGGCUUUACAGCUGGAGGCAGGGACGGCCGAGGGCACCUUGCGCGGCGAUGUGGACACCGGUCGUCUUCAAAAGAAGCUGCAGGAAGCUGUGCAGAAGCACAUCCCGGCGGCACUGAAGGCCACCCCGAAGGAGAGGUCCACCUCCUCCAGGCAGCCCGCAAGGCUCCGGGAGAAGAGGAACCGAGCGUUGCUGACGGCCGGGGACCUGCUCACGCAGGAGAAGUGA
Molecule: messenger RNA, 7875 nt
Organism: Symbiodinium sp. CCMP2592
Lineage: Eukaryota; Dinophyceae; Suessiales; Symbiodiniaceae
Source: the annotation of a GenBank genome assembly